This is a messenger RNA of Drosophila ananassae, 2381 nucleotides long. It is a transcript of the gene Pcyt1, whose product is annotated as choline-phosphate cytidylyltransferase A. Gene Ontology annotation, biological process: CDP-choline pathway. The transcript is spliced from 4 exons. The record is from RefSeq and is a predicted model, not a curated record. Bases 388 to 1968 code for a protein of 526 amino acids. Gene Ontology annotation, molecular function: phosphatidylcholine binding; choline-phosphate cytidylyltransferase activity. Lineage: Eukaryota; Metazoa; Arthropoda; Insecta; Diptera; Drosophilidae.
GAGAAAAUAUACCUCUUUCCAUUGCAGUGUGGCCAGUGGUGUUGGGAAAAACAUCGCUGUUUUGAAAACAUCUCUAUUAUUCGUACUUGCUGUUCGUAAUUCGUGUUAUAGGAAACAAUAACAAGUUGACUGUGCGCCCAUAAGCAGCGACCUGCAAGAGCCACUGAAUAAUUAAAAUAUAGUGCGAAUAAGUGCAAUCAUUUUGUGUGUGUGUCAUUCCAGCUGGCCAAUUGGGUGCUAAUAAUAAGCAAAGGCGAAACGCGGCGACGCCAUUGAUUUUCUCCGAUUUCGAAGAAAGUGGAAACUAAAAGAUCCUUGAAUCUCUGUGUCACUCAGCUAGUGUUUUCGAGAAAUCAUUAAAACUGCCGCUCCAAAACAUUCGCUGCGAUGGCCACCUCAUCGAUACUCGCCAAAAGCACAAUUAACAGCACAUCGCCCCCGACCACGCCCUCCAGGUCCAGCACCAGCACCACAUCCGUCUCCACAUUGACCACUCGCAAGCGUUCCUACGAGACAGCCAUCGAUAUGCCCUCCACCGCCACCGGGACAUCGGAUCAGCGCACAACUAGUCCUACUCUGGGCCAGAAUGGCAAGUCCAAGUCAAAGUCUGGACUCGUUGAAAGUGUUAUUGUGAUAAACGAAAACGCUAGCGCAUUCACCGCAUCGGCCACCACUUUACGGGACAGUACUCGCACCAUUUCACAGAGCGACAUUGAUGAUGGUGGUGAGGCGGCUGCCGCUGAGGACUUGCUGCCCACCAAUACCAACACAUCGACGGCAACGUGCACGGAGGACUACCUCAGCGGCGGUAAGCGCAAGUAUGUGCCACACACAGAACCCGCGCUAGCCACUGGCCCCUCAACCUCGCAGCCACAACAGUUCUAUAAUGGUAGCGGAGCUUCCGACUUCGCAACCAUUUGCAAACCGGCUCCCUAUUCCCAUGACGAAGAAGCUAUUUUGGAGCGCGAAAGAUGCGACUACACUCAGAGAAUCACCUACCAGAUGGCCCGUUCGGGUCAGACAAGUCGCCGGGUUAGGGUCUACGCCGAUGGCAUCUACGAUCUGUUCCACCAGGGCCAUGCCAGGCAGCUGAUGCAGGCCAAGAACAUAUUUCCCAACGUGUAUUUAAUAGUGGGUGUCUGCAACGAUGAGCUGACCCACCGAAUGAAGGGACGCACCGUGAUGAAUGGUUUCGAGCGGUACGAGGGCGUGCGUCACUGUCGCUAUGUGGAUGAGAUUGUUCAAAACGCUCCGUGGACACUGUCGGACGAGUUCAUUGCCGACAAUAAGAUUGAUUUCGUGGCCCACGACGACAUUCCCUACGGUACCGAUGGAAUGGAUGACAUAUAUGCUCCACUCAAAGCACGAGGCAUGUUUGUGGCCACGGAGCGAACCGAAGGCGUGUCCACCUCAGAUAUUGUGGCCAGAAUCGUCAAGGACUACGAUCUCUAUGUGCGCAGGAACCUCGCGCGCGGCUAUUCCGCCAAGGAGUUGAAUGUUUCGUUCCUCUCCGAGAAGAAGUUCCGUCUCCAGAACAAAAUGGAUGAGCUGAAGUCGCGGGGAAAGCGCGAGCUGACCAAAGUCAAGGUGGACAUUAUCACCAAGUGGGAGGAGAAGUCGCGCGAAUUUAUUGACCAUUUCCUGUUGCUGUUCGGACGCGAGAACCUCAACCAUCUGUGGAACGAGUCGAAGGGAAAACUGCUGCAGGCCCUCAGUCCACCCGGAAGUCCAUCCAGAUCCGUGAUGGGAGAUGACACCGAGGAUGGGGAUGACUACAGUGGAUCCAUCGACGAGUACUUGGAUCUGGCCGAGAAGUUUAGUUCAGGCAGCGGUAGCAGUGGUUCCCUCAACGGAAAACAGAAGCAGAAUCGAUCGUCGCUAGCACGUCGCAGCUACCAAAGCCGUUCACCGGACGAGGAUGCCGACGGCGAGGACGAGGCGGUGGAGUUUGAGCGACAAAGUAAUUGAUUUUAGUAACCAUGGCGGGAGUAACCAGUCCCGAGCUUUUCACCUCCAAAUGUCUACUGAUGCUACUGUAAAAGUGACUCUUGUUUCAAAUAGUUCGACGGCACACCCUAGAUGCCCUAGGAUUCUAUUCUAUUCUAGCUCUAAAUGGUAUUUGUAAUCCACUAGAUUUAGUUGGCACUUGCGUUCCAUUCUACCUACUCGCAAUCCUUUCCCUUUCAUCGUUUGCCCCACUUCCUCCACCUCAGAUCCACCAAUCCUGUACCUAAAUUGGCAAAAAAAAAAAAGACUUGUUUUUUUUGUAUUAGGCGCCGCGAUAGCGAAAGCGGAAUGAGGAUGUAUCUAGAAAUAUUUAUAUUAAAUUAUUUCGCAUAACAUUAAACUAUAAGUUAACACAAUCACAACAACAACAACAA